Amaranthus tricolor (Joseph's coat) is the source of this 2392-nucleotide messenger RNA. RefSeq lists its product as uncharacterized. NCBI's taxonomy places the organism in Eukaryota, Viridiplantae, Streptophyta, Magnoliopsida, Caryophyllales, Amaranthaceae. The record is from RefSeq and is a predicted model, not a curated record. The transcript is spliced from 3 exons. The coding region runs from base 1346 to 2209 and encodes 287 amino acids.
GGUUUGUUCCACAAAGAUUGAGAGAGUGCCUUUCAAUUGGAGUGUGAGUAAGAGGCCAAUCAAUCCAGUGCGGGUUAUUUGUCUCUAUCCACGGUACAAGGGCCACUCUUUAGAGUUGUCCUGGCCAACCUUCUUGUUUGUUGUUCAAACAGAAGGAUUAUCGUGUGUGUGCCAUUGUGAUCAAAUCAGUCUUGGAAUGGUUUCUUGGUCGAGUUUGUCAUCUUCUUGAAGUAUUCAAGCCCAUACACGCAUCAACUCGGUAUCAGAGCUUAAGUUCUGAAGAAGGGACCAAGGUCAGAAAGGUAUAAGAACGUCAAGGAAUAAGUCAUUUCUGCAUAUCCUGGUAAGAGUGAUCAGAGAAAAGGUAUCGGGCGAUUUUUCUUCAUUUUCUUCAAAAACAGGUACGCAUUCAAUCAUUCAUUGUAUAUGAUUCAUGUUGUGAUUAAGCAUUUCCGAAUAUAAUUGUUGAUUAAACAAAUGUGAGUAUUGGAUUGGGGAAUUUCUGGAAAAUUGAUUGGUUUAUUGUUGAAUGCGUUUGAAAAUUAUUCUUAUCAUUUCUUGUCGAGUGUUUGCAUACCGUUUUUGUUUAUCAAUUAAUCCAUUAACAGUGAUUCUUGAAUGUCUGAAAUGCAUACUUGUUGAUGAUUUACCCACAUUGUAAAUUGAGUAUUCGAACAUUAGGUUAUCGCUGAAGAAAUUGACAAUUUCAAUUUUGGAUUCUGGUAUUUCGAUUUUGCUGGUUAAUGAGAAAAUAAUAGCUGUUCGGGAUUAGAUAGAUUUGCAUACAAAUCAUUGGAUAUCACGGUUGUUUUGGGAAAGAUUGAUUAGAACAAUCUGAACUGCGAAAAAAAAAAUCAGUUGAAGAAUUAGGGUUUGCAUUUGCUAACAAGAUUUUCUGGUCUGAAUCAAUUAGGUAUCAAUAGAUAGACCAUUAAAUUCGUGUGUAAGAUUCAUCAUCCUUAAAACUACAUACUUAGAGUAUCAUUGCAUAAAGGAAUUCAGAAAACAAAAGAUUGAAGAACAAACAAGCAUUCAUUCUUUUUCUGAAAUUGUUAGGGUUGGAUAUUGUGGGUCAUAUCAGUUUCAAUUGCUACUGCAUUUUUUCUGUAGUUUUUUUUUUAGCAUAUUAGAUUCUUGUCAAUACAUAGAUCAUAAUCUUGUUUGCAUUAUAGUAUAUUACAUGCUAGAACAAUCAGAACAUACAUAAAACUGAAAGUCUCCUUGCUGAAACAGAAGACAUUGGCUGCAAUCUUGUUGUGUUCUUGUUUUUGUGUGUGCCUCAAAUUUUUACCCUGAAAACUUGUUGUGGUGAUUUGUGUGGUAGCAAAUUUGUUCUACUUGCUAUAUGUUUUGGUUAAAUUUGAUCUUACCCAGAAGAUUUUGGUACAACAAAUCCAAAAUCCAAGCGUUCCCUGCCAAGUUGUGCAUUGCUGACAGAAGAAAUAGCCGCUGCAUCCUUCAAACUGAAAUUUUCCAUUACUUCCAAAACAUAUUACAUUUCUGGUACCUCACAGAUAAUCAGAAGAGGCUGCAACCAGAAGCAGAACUCGGAACAAAUAACAUAAAGAAAACGAAGCAACGCAACAUCACCAUAAACAAGAACAACAAACGUGAAAAGCUACAUAUGAACCCACUGCAUAGGUACGACAUCUCAAGGACUUCCACCGUUAAUAAUACAAGAAAGCAUGAAGACAACACAGAAUUGGGGACAAUUUUGCUUGAAGGAGGAGGGAAUGAUCCAAAAUUGGAUCAUGAUAGUGACAAUCCACAAGUCAAGGCAAACCAAGGAGAGUGCAUGACUAAAGGAGAGUGCAUGGCUGAUCCAACACAUACUGACUUGAUCAAUUCCCAUACUAUUGCACCUACUAACUUGGAUGCAUCAAAUAAAGAAGACCAACUUCAAUCAAACAUGAACAUCAAAAGAAGGCAAGAGGAAUCAAAAGAGAACCUCACAACAGCCUCUAAACAAGAAGAGGACCCAUAUUCUGCCCAGCAAUCAACAGAGCAACGAAUCAGCGAGCAGCCUACCUUGCACAGCGUGGGGAACCCAACCUACUGUAUUGGUGAACGUGCAAACUUGGGAAAUGGCACCUCUGCACAUGGACCAAGAAGUCUAGGUCCAAGGACCUUGCUGACUGUACUCAGGGAAGCCACAAACCCAGUUACAAGGACCCCUGCUCGACAGAUUUGUAACAUAGCUGAUACUUAGAAUAAAUUAGCGUUUUGUAUUUCUGUUAUGAGUUGUUAUGUUUUGUACGCGCCAAAUAAGAAAGGACGGAGGUAGUUAAAUAUUGUUAGACUCCAAUUAUGUCCGUUAGAGUCCUAUAUAAAGGGCUCACCUCAUUUGUAUCCAUUCAUUCGAGAUUAAUCAAACAUUUCUUCUUCAAGUUAA